AUCAGGAAGUGUAUCUGAGGUAUGCGUUUUCUUUUUAAGCUUAGUUACGUUUGAUAUACCGGUACACUUGUAUGACUCUAAAUUACGAUUACGAUUAUUUAUACGUUUCCUUAGUCCAAUUAUGUUACUGUUUGCAUUUAUAAUUCAAAAUCAGGAAGUGUAUCUGAAGGUAUGCGUUUUCUUUUCAAGCUUAUUUACAUUUAAUACACCGGUACACUCCAACCAGAACAUGCUUUAAUUUGAUUGUUUAAUGUGCCCGUUCCUCUCUCCAUAUCAAGAUUGAAAUGUCGCUUGUAAAUUAGAUUAUUUCGUGGUUUUCGUUAAGAGUUUGUGCUUUAUAUUUCACAUAAAAGUUUGUUCCUGACAUAUGAAUCGAUCACGUUUUUACGAUCUGAUAACAAAACGUACAAGAGAAACUGUUCGUCUUGAUGGUUACCGAACCUUUUGUGAUUAUAUUUCAAUGGAUUAAUAGCAAAUUGUGUCUAGCGAUGGACCCCUGGAACAGCGCCCAGGAUGUUGUACGCUGCACCCUGUGUCAAACUCCUAAAGACCCCAUGCACUGUGAAGUUUGUCAUAUACAUCUAUGUAAAGAUUGUGUAGAAAAGCAUUUAUCUGAUUUCUCUAAAGUUCACAAAGUGGUCACAUUCAAACAAUACUUGACGACUCUGAAAUAUCCUAUGUGCAGGAAACAUCCCGCCAAACAAUGUGAAUUCCACUGUGAACAAUGUGACAUUCCUUUUUGUGCAAAAUGUGUUUCUUCCGGAAAACAUUUAAGACACAAGACAGUUGACAUUUCUAUUAACAUUGAAAACAAAAAGAAACUCUUGCAGAAUGAUUUGCAGGAAUUGGAGAAAAACAUCUAUCCACGCUAUCUAGAUCUUGCAUCUGACAUUCCAGUACAGAAAGCUGACCUAAGUAGAAACUCGCAGUUAUUGACAACAGCCAUCAACAAACAGGGAGAAGUUUGGCACAGAGAAAUAGACACCAUUGUAAAGAACCUUACAUCUGACGUCUAUAAAAUGGAAUGCGAACAUAUGACUGUGCUUGGUCAUCAUGAAGUCAAUAUCACCCAAAAUAUUUCUAAAAUCACCGAAGCUAUAGAAGAUCUGAAAGAAAUAUUGGAAUCUGACGAUAUUUUGCUUAUCUCAGAGUAUAAACCAAAAAAUGCUGAAUUUAGAAGAUUGCCGUCAAAAGUCAAAGUGUCCUUACCAAAUUUUGUGCCAAAAAACAUAAUAAGAAAUUGGCUUAUUCAACAGUUUGGUUCUCUUUCAACAUUAUCUUUUACAACCGAGGAACAGGAAUACAAAAUACCGACCCAGAGAGCAGAGUUCUCUCCUCCAGACCGGUCGCUGAUCGAUGUACCUCGGGUGAUCACAGCUAUAGAUACCGGGUAUAAAUGCCUAAACAGCGUAGAUUGUUUGAACGAUGAUAAGAUCUGGACGUGUGGAGAUGGAAAAAUUCUGAAACUUUAUAACCUUCAGAAAGAAAUAGUGAAGUCAGUUGAAACCAAAUUUGAGAAUCAGACACGGGACAUAGCAGUUACUAGGAACGAAAAUCUAGUUUUUACCGAAUACAAUGACAGAACUGUUAACGUGCUGUAUGAGAAUGAACAGAUGCAGGCAGUGAUCAAAAUAACGGGUUGGAUUCCUAGAAGUUUAUGUUGUACCUCAUCGAACGACCUUCUUGUUGUCAUGGAGAGUGAUGAUUAUAAACAGAUAAAAGUCGUGCGCUACUCUGGCGCCACAGAAAAACAACGCUAUCAGUUUGAUGACAAAAAAAGGCCUCUCUAUUCAUCUGGGUCCGUAAAAUACAUCUGUGAGAACAGGAAUCGCGAUAUUUGCGUAAGUGACUGUAGAGUCCACGCGGUAGUGGUAGUCAAUCAGACCGGGAAACUCCGCUUUACCUACACUGGUCCUCCCUCUACUACCAAGGAAUCUUUCGGUCCUGUUGGUAUUGCUACCGACAGCCUGAGUCGGAUCCUUACAGCAGACUGGAACAAUCACCGUAUCCACAUUGUAAAUGAAGAUGGACAGUUCCUGCGAUACAUAAACAACUGUGAUUUACUCUCUCCCUGGGGUUUAUGUGUGGACUCCAGUGACAACCUCUUUGUGGCAGAGUGGGGCACGGCAAUAGUAAAAAAAAUCAAAUAUUGCAUUUAACGAGGCUUGGUGGUCAAAAAUGAGCCAUCACUAUUUCCUUAGAGUAUUAGAUCUGAUUAUUGUAGCUAUAAACUAUUCUUAAGUAUGCAAAACAUUUCCAAUUAUACAAAUAUGUUCUUCUCGAGGAGAUCAAAAUAGUUCAAUAAAGGUCAUGAUCUCCCAGUUUUCUUUAACUUUCAAACUACGUUCGUAUGCAUGCAAUUUAAUGAUCAUUUUUCAUACA
Molecule: messenger RNA, 2382 nt
Organism: Magallana angulata
Lineage: Eukaryota; Metazoa; Mollusca; Bivalvia; Ostreida; Ostreidae
Product: E3 ubiquitin-protein ligase TRIM36-like
Exons: 2
Coding region: 429-2159 (576 amino acids)
Biological process (GO): protein polyubiquitination; negative regulation of translation; proteasome-mediated ubiquitin-dependent protein catabolic process
Molecular function (GO): ubiquitin protein ligase activity; translation repressor activity; protein binding
Source: RefSeq, a predicted model, not a curated record